AUGGGGGGAGACGAGCUACCAGGGCAGGGGAAGAAAGUCUGCGUCACGGGAGUGUCGGGCUUCAUCGGCAGCUACGUGGUGAAGAUGCUGUUGGAGCGUGGCUACCACGUGCGCGGCACCGUCAGAGACCUCGAUGACCCGCGAACCAACUGGCUGCGCGGCCUCGCGGACGGCACGCCGGGCACGAUCCAGCUGUUCGCGGCGGAUCUAACGGCGCCGGGGAGCUUCGACGAGGCAGUGGAGGGGUGCGAGCUGGUGUGCCACGUGGCAGCGCUGAUGACGACCAGUAAGAGCGACCCGCAGACCAUCGUGGCGGCAGCACUGGACGGCACGCGGAACGUGUUUGGGUCGAUCAUGAAGCACCAAUGCGCCAAGAAAGUGGUGCUCACAUCAUCAGUGGCAGCGGUAUCAGACAACAUGUUCCCGCCAGACCACGUCUUCACGGAGGCCGAUUGGAACCGCCAGCUGUCGCUGCGCGCGCCGUACAGCAUGGGGAAAACCCUCGCUGAGAAGUACGCGUGGCGCGUGGCGGACGAGCUGAAGGGCGUGGAGUGGAGAUUCGAUCUGGUCACGCUGUGCCCUAGCUUGGUGCUGGGACCGGCGCUACGGGAGGAGCACGUGAAGGGCAGCCUGCAGUCGGUAAAACAGCUCCUGGACGGCACACUGUUCCUGGCUCCCAAUCUGCACUUUGGCAUCGUGCACGUGGCUGACGUGGCACUGGCACACGUGCUGGCGCUGGAGAAGGACGGCAUGAAGGGGCGCUACAUCCUCUGCAAUGGGGACACCAUGUCGCUGCUGCAGAUGGCCGACGUGCUGCGCUCCAAGUACCCCAACUACCGCCUGCCAUCGAUGGGCAUGCCGGACUGGAUGGCGAUGCUGGUAGCCAUGGUGAACCCCGCCGUGGGCAUCGACUUCAUGCGCCGCAACCUGGGCGUGGUGCACCGGUACAGCGGCAGCAAGGCCGAGAACGACAUGGGGAUUAUCUAUCAGUCGUCGAGAGUGGCGCUCAUUGAGGCGGCCACGUCGAUUGUGGAGCUGGGUCUGCUUGAUAGGAUGUGA
Molecule: messenger RNA, 1059 nt
Organism: Closterium sp. NIES-65
Lineage: Eukaryota; Viridiplantae; Streptophyta; Zygnematophyceae; Desmidiales; Closteriaceae
Source: the annotation of a GenBank genome assembly